Messenger RNA from Malus domestica (apple), 1426 nucleotides. RefSeq names its product probable membrane-associated kinase regulator 4. NCBI's taxonomy places the organism in Eukaryota, Viridiplantae, Streptophyta, Magnoliopsida, Rosales, Rosaceae. Gene Ontology annotation, molecular function: kinase inhibitor activity. The record is from RefSeq and is a predicted model, not a curated record. Gene Ontology annotation, cellular component: plasma membrane.
AACAGAAAAAGUCCACAUCAUAUUUUAUAUUUGGAAUUUUGGGAGCAAUUAAAAAAUAUUCUAAAAACAGUUUAUUUCUCUCUAUAAGUUGGCAUCAUCGACAUUCUCUAAAGGUUGCACAACACCUUUCAUAAACCUGACCAAGCUCAUCUUCAAGCAGCACACAGGCUAUGGCUGUAGACCACCUAUCCUGUGACCAUGCAGACGAUGACUACAUCGACAUGGAUGUCGGUUCGUACUCCGCCUUCCUCAGCCAUUCCAUGAGCUCCCCUCCACACCCCAGAGAGUUUGAGUUUCAAAUGUCAUCCACUUCUUUGGAGAGGUAUUCCCCCUCAACCUCUCCAGCUGAUGAGCUCUUUUACAAAGGGAAGCUCCUUCCCCUCCAACUCCCCCCGCGCUUACAAAUGGUCGAAAAACUACUGCAAAAUUCCCACUCUGGUUUCGAUCACCGAAAAGAUAUGUUUGAAGAAUUCUAUAGCACUCCAUUGGCCACCACUGCCCCAACUCCAACCACAACUAGCACCCCAUUUGAGUCCUGCAAUAUCUCGCCUUCGGACUCUUGCCAGGUUAGCAGAGAGCUGAACCCAGAAGAGUAUAUUUUGGAGUACUCAACUGAAGGGAGCGGCUUCAUGAAUGAAAACCCGAAAAAGUCUUGGACCAAAAAGUUCAGGCAGUCAUUGCUUGGUUCAAAGCUGAAGGCUUCCCGGGCAUACUUCAAGUCUCUGUUUGGCAAAUCUAGUUGCUCGGACGAGUCCAGUGCAGCUGCUGCCAGGAAUGCAGAUGGAGGAAUGGUUUUCAAAUCUGAGGAUUUAAGUAAAUAUGUGAAGACAUCCAAGAAAACCCCAUUUGGACAAAUUCAGAGAGAGAAAUACCGGAUGUCUGCUUCUGGCGCGAGGAGCUUCAGCAAAGCCAAGGUCAUUGACGAUGGUCCUGGUCUCCACAGGAGAUCGUUCUCACUGGCCAUCAAACGGAAUUCAACAAAGAUCUCAACAUCCUCUUCAUCAUCUUCGGGCUCUUCUUCAUCUUCAAAUCAUUCCAAUGGGACUCAGGAGCUGCAGUUUCUGAAGAGAUGCAACAGUGCAAGUUCAGAAAUUGAGAGUUCAAUUCAGGGGGCAAUUGCACAUUGCAAGCAGUCUCAGCAACCUUUUCGUUCAAGAAAGACCGUCAGUGAAGUUGGGUUCUACUCAUUGUCAUCUUCGAGGAUAGCAGCUUGUGAGGACCAAAGAAGACCAGAGCUUUGUAGGGGCUGAAGGGCUCUCAGUGAAUGGGAGGGAGGGAGGGGAAAGUACAACUUUUGACUUGGGUUAAUGAUGUGUUGUUUUUUUCCUUCUUUCACAAAUUUGUUAAUGAAUAUGGUUCGGUUCAGUGCAUGGCUGUAAGAAACUCCGUUUCACUUCUAAGACAAGACAUCAUGUUCUUCCCCUUU